AUGGCCUUAACUGUGCAAGACAGAGCCGUUGGGGCCAUUAUCGGGGCUGCGGUAGCAGAUGCAGCAGCCCAGCCCAUGCACUGGAUUUACAAUCCAGACAGACUUCGAGAAGUUCUUGCUGACCUGGAACCCACACCAGAGUUUCGUGCAGACUCGGCAAAUCCUUUCUACCGCAGGAAGACAGGCGAGCAGACGUGCUAUGGCGACCAAGCUUACGUCCUGUUGGAAUCACUGAGUCAGUGUGGAGGUGUUAAUGUGGAGGAUUUCACUCAACGUAUUUACAAGUUCUUUGGACCCGGGACAGUGUACGACCUGCCUCUUAAUGACCCCUACCGCCAGAAAGGAGGUCCCAAAGCCGUCCUUCCAAUUGAUGGUCCUUGGAGAAAUGGAAGCCUCAAAGCUUUCUUCAGAAAUGUGGAUGCAGGCAAAGAAGAAACUGGCUGUGACAAGGACUGUCAAAUGGACGGCGUCACUAAACUGGCUCCAAUUGUGGCCCUUCAUGCUGGCCAACCUGAAAUGCUGGAGAAAGUGGAGAAAGUGAUAAGGGUGACCCAGAAUAAUGAUAUGUGCGUGGCUGUGACAUUGGCUGCAGCUAGAUUUUUGGAACAUUUUAUUCUGAAUGGUCCAAGUUCCGAAGCUCUGGAAGCAGUUUUGGCUCAGUUGAAUGACCCACAAAGACAGAACCCUCAAGAGCUUGACAAUGCAGUUGCUGCACAUAUCCGCCAGGUGAAGAACAACAUAGGCAAGACAUCCCAGCAGCUUAUUCCCUCUCUCUACACAAACACAUGAGCUUUGCCUGGUGCACUCCAAGGAGCGCUACAUGGAGUCCUGACAUUGAGCCAGUUGGAUGAAGCUGUCAGGGACACCAUGCGCUGCGGGGGAUGCACCGCCAGCCGAGCCUCCUUCAUUGGAGCCUGCUUCGGGGCACAGACUGGCCUCCAAGGAAUCCCAGAGACUUGGAAGAAGAAGACACUCAGAUAUCCUCGUCUGCUCGAGCUAGCUGAAAGCAUGUUCCAAAAAACUGCGUAA
Molecule: messenger RNA, 1029 nt
Organism: Nerophis lumbriciformis (worm pipefish)
Lineage: Eukaryota; Metazoa; Chordata; Actinopteri; Syngnathiformes; Syngnathidae
Source: RefSeq, a predicted model, not a curated record